UACCGGGCUAGGGGCUAGCGACUGUACCGGGCUAGGGGCUAGCGACUGUACCGGUCAAGGGGCUAGCGACUGUACCGGUCAAGGGGCUAGCGACUGUACCGGGUUAGGGGCUUGCAGCUGUACCGGGCUAGGGGAUAGCAACUGUGCCGGGCUAGGGGAUAGCAACUGUGCUGGGCUAGGGGAUAGCGACUGUGCCAGGCUAGUAGUGGGUUGGUUGGGGGGAUCGGAUCCUUUGGACGGGGGACCUAGACCUAAUGAGUAAUGGAGUCGGGGAAGAACAUGAGCAAAGCAGGGGUUUUGAACUGGACCCCCGCCCCACUGCGCACCUCUCCGCCCAGCUCCGCAACGUCUGAGGAUGGAUGGGAGGACGGAGUUGGUGUAGAUGGUUAUUCUGUUGGUGGUGAGGAGGAGGAGGAGGAGGAGGAGGAUGAAGCAGAAGAGCUGAGGGCAGAGGACUUUGAGAGCCACAUGGAUGAGAACGGCAUCAUUGGGCUGCGAGACGCCCUGGAGGAGGUUGAACUCGGGGUGAAGGGAGACAUUGAAGAUGAGGGAGGAGGUGCUCGGUGUGCCCCCACUGGAGCCUUUGGUGGUCCAGAGGAGCCCUUUCCAGGUGGUUCCACCCCAGCCUACUCUGAAGAAGAACACAUCUCACCUGCCGCAGUAACCAAACCUUCAGGGAGAACUGGCAGAAGCGAAAAGUGCCGAACACCCAAGAACAUCUCCACGUCCUCCCCAAGCUGUCGCCCCAACCCUGCCUCUUCCCUGUCUCCUUCUCUUCCGUCUCUUCCUUCUCCUCCUUCACCGCUGCAGUCCAACGCGUAUCCCCACCUGCACCACUACUCCUCGGAGGAGCUGGCUCAGUCCGUGGGCAUCGAGGAAGAGACCCUGCCGGAUGAAGACGUCUACUCGGAGAGCCUCCCGGAGUCCUGCUGCAGCAGCAGCAGCAGCCACCACGUGAGCCAUUCCCCCAAGCCUCAUCGGUUACCGGACGUAGCAGCCAGGGAUAUGGACCCUCAGCACUGCCUAAAGGUUCGUCUUGACCCGGCACUGACGGAAUGGGAGGGGAGGCACAAACGAACCAAGGACAUGCCUGAAACGUCACGAACCGAACGGCUCAAGAGGAUGACAUCUACUCCAAGAAAAAUGCGCGCGUACUCUCCUGGAGCCUCUUCUUCUAGGCCCUCGAACCCUCCAGAACAACCUGCCUGGUCUAUAAAGAAAUACCAGGCAGCCCCACCAGAAUGUCAACAUGCCCACUACGCUCCUCAAGGUGGGAGGAUUGGUAGGAAGCCAAGAGAGAGAUCCCGCGGGACCCUGCAGACGUUCGCCAGAAAUAGAACUCCAGAACGGGAAGUCAGGAGAGAAGCUCCGAGCUUCCGUACGCCAGACUUCUCCAAGGUGGAACCAAAGGUCUACUUCCCCAAGAGCGGCUAUGAGCCCCCCAAGAGCCGCAAGUCCUGCAGGGUCAGUCUGUCCCCCGAGCCCACCCUGGUCUUCAAGUCCCCCGCGGACAUCGCCAAAGAGAUCCUCUUCAGCAGCACGGACGCCCCUCCCUCGCCACCUCCUUCUCCGUCGGCACCGGAGCAGAACUCCACCAUCUCCAUCGUCCCAGAGGACUUCAGGUGCCCUCAGCGGGCCACCCGACUGGUUGAGCAGCUUCAGGAGGACUACAACACCCUGCUGACCAGGUUCGCUGAGGCGGAGAACACCAUCGACCGCCUGCGCCUCAGAGCCAAGGUGAACCUGUACUCCGACCCUAAACGACCCGACCAGAGCUUCAAAUCCAGGAUGACCCAGGAGGGGUCAAAGGUCAUGACCCUGAGCUUUCCCCAUGCCCAGAGAGCAGUGAUGGGGUCCCACUCAGGACACCAGAACAGACAGGAGCAGACUCAACCGGCCGCCUCCCCUGGCCGUCCCUGCUCAGGGUCCUCCAGCUCCUCUAGGGGGAGCUGUGGGUCAACAAAGAGCCCCUCCAAGACGCUCCGCGCGCAGGCAAACAAGUUCCUACAGCAGGUGAAAAGAUUUGAGGACCUCAUAACGAGUGGGCAACUGGAACCCUUCGAGCGUUUGAAGGGUCUCUCCCGGCUGGUGCAGGGGCUGGACCUUCUGGAGAGAGGUUACCUGGCAGCCCGGGACGAACGCAGACACCGUGGAGUGGCGGAAGUAAGACCCUUUGACCCCAACAGGGAGCUGGAGGGGCUGAUCUUCCAGUGUGGGACGUGUGUGGAGGAGAUCAGGGAGCUGUCAGAGCAGCAGCAGUACUCCUCCAUGGCACCUCCUUCUCCUGCUCCUCGUCCCAGCUCUGGAUCCCUGAUGAGUGAGCCCACGGAGCCCCGGUCCCAACCCCAGAGCCCCGGGGUCCUGCUGCCUGGGGACACGGGGCCCCUGCUGGGGGCCGGGCGGGGGCUGAGCUGCACCAGCGGGGAGAGUGGAGGGGAGAGUGAGGAGCGUCUCCUCCUCCAGCCCUUCAGGAUGGACGAGCUGGACCUCAGCUCUUUGAGGGGCAGCUUCCAGAGCUACCAGGAGCUUCCUACCCCGGCCGAGGUCCAGAACGAGGGGGCGCGGCACUCUCCCAGGGGCCCCAGGCUGCCUCAGGACCCGGGGAGGCCCAGAGCGGCUGGAGGAGCCCAUAGGGGACCCACCCAGGGAGACUCCGCCUCCUCCGACGACAGGGCCACGCCCACCAAGCCGGGCACCAGCCAAUCGGAUCGUCCGUCUCUCAACGGGGCCGAGCGCUCCCAAGACCGGUCUCCUCCGGUUCACUCCGAGAGGCCCUCCGGUCAGCAGGAGCAGCAGCAGCAGCCUCCAGACCUCCAGGCCAGGGGGCAGAGGAUGGGCCGCUACCCCAGCAGCAGCCUCACCAGCCUGGGGGAGAGCGGAGAGUGGGAGGCCAAGAGCUCCAGGCUGGGGGGGGCGUCCAGGGGGGUGAUGUCUCAGGAUGGGAUCGUAUCUCCAGAGACCGACAGUGGCUUUGUGGGCUCCGACGGCACUCCAGCUGCAGCCAUCAGUCCUCUCCACCAGAGGGCGCCAGAGAGCCCCUCUCUCCCCCAGAACAGGAUUCCGAAGAGGCAACGAAGCAACCUCUCGGUGCAGGUCACCCUCCCCCUCCCUGCUAGUGGGGCCAGUCUAGGAAAUAAUGGCACCUCCAGGCGACCAAUGAGAAACGGCCGACAGGAGAGGAGGCGGGACUUAACUGCCGGUGCCUCUCAGCGAUUGGUGGGUCCGACGCCUCAGACCACGGCGGGCAGCGGGAGCAGUGAUCCGGGUCUGGAGUCUGAACCCUCCCACUGUGUGUCAGAGUACGAUGACGAAGACGACGAUGAAGGCCAACAAACCACAGGUUCCUCCGGCUCCCGGGGCGGCCACUCCCUGUCUUAUCACCAUGACGACCCCCACAAUGCACCAGGCCCCGGAGGUCAGAUGCCAGAUCACAAUGUCAGUGAGGCGAUGCAGGAGCUGCAGGCGGAGGUGACCCGGCUGAAGGAGAGGCUGGAGAGCAGCCUGAGAGGCAGACACACGGCCCACCCUGCCCUACCUACCAGCCCCCCCAGUCAGCCUACCAGAGCCUUCCCAGCAGCCCCCCAGCCCAGCACCUCCACCCCCCGCCUCAGCGCUGGCAGGAGCAGGGUGGAUGGAGGAGGAGGAGGAGGGUGGAGGAGGCAGGGGUGGACGGUGACAGAAGGAGCACGGGGAGAAGGCGCAGCAGACCCAGAGAGGGGCCGCUCGGCCAGCCGCUCGGCACCUUCAUCCCUCCCCCCAGACCGCCCGGCCUGGACCCCCGCACCGGACCCCCACCUGUUGGAUCAGCUCUGCUCUGCGUCCUCGUUGUUCAUUCAGUUCCACUCCUCUCUGUGUUGUUCACAGGGCCGCAGCCCGGACGGUCUGGUUCCUCGGUACCGUCUGACGAGAGUCACUCCGCCCGGCAGCUCGGACACGCUGCACGGCCCGUGGGUGAGGCCCCUGGCGCUCCCCAGGUGUGUGCCAGGUGUGGCCCCUCAGAGCCCGCUGAGCGUGUGGCCCCUCCGACAGUGCACAUGCAGGACCCGCAGCAUGUCUCCAGAGGGCCCCAGCCCGCUGCAGGCCCUCCGGGCGGCCCGGGACAUGAAGCUGACCUCCAGGCGCAUGGCGCGCUCUCUGGCCUCAGGGCUGCAGUACCAGGAAGCACUGUCUCAGUCCUGCAUCUACUAG
Molecule: messenger RNA, 4188 nt
Organism: Gadus chalcogrammus (walleye pollock)
Lineage: Eukaryota; Metazoa; Chordata; Actinopteri; Gadiformes; Gadidae
Gene: akna
Product: AT-hook transcription factor
Exons: 22
Coding region: 262-4188 (1308 amino acids)
Biological process (GO): neuroblast division in subventricular zone; epithelial to mesenchymal transition; neuroblast delamination
Cellular component (GO): centrosome
Source: RefSeq, a predicted model, not a curated record